AAACAUUAAAAAUGAGGAAGGAAAUUGGGCUCCUCUGGGGCCUAUGCAUUCGGGAAAUAUUACCCCGAAUAAUAUGCUCUGGUAGUAUUAACCAUUUUUUCCUUUUAUGUUUUCCUCUGCGUCAACUAUCCCUUAACUAAUUGAAUGAGGCAAGCUCUUUGUCUACCUUUCAAAAAAUAUGCACCCCUUCAGUUCACAAAAACAUGAUUCUUUGGACAUGGAUUUAGUCCGACUUUUGAAUUCUGACUACUUGUCCAAACAUUUAUAUCGAAUACUUGUAAAUCAAUAUGUGCAGAUUUGUACCGACGAGUACUUUCAUAACACCUCAAUUUUAUUGUAUUUCAUAUACAAGCUAGUUGUCAAAGCUAUGUACUGAAGACAAGUCCGUGUCCGAAAUUUGAGCUUUUGUCGAUCUCGAUUGGAGGGAGCAGUUUAAUUAGUGCAUCAUUUAAAAAGGUUCAGUGGAUGGUGGCGCAGCGAUGUGAACAGAUUCUUGGCAGCAUCAUCUGUAAAAAAUUAACUCCAGCAAGUUGGAGGAUGCGUGGAUGGGAUGACUAAUCAGGGAUGCUGGAGUAAAAUAUCUCUAAGCAGGCACUCGCAGCUAGCUACCUUGAUAUGGCCAUGGCCGCUCCUGUGUCCUCGGCUCCUCGCUGACCUCCUUUCUGUAUCCAUGAAAUUCCAUGAUCUGAUCUUCCAACCCGAGUGAGUGAUAGAGGAAGACAUAUAGGCCAGCCAGGGAGAUGGAGGCUGCAGCGGCCACCGUUUUUGUCGGUAGGAUCGCACCAAAGCUCAUAGAGUUCUUAGCUGCAAAUCACAAGCUUCGGCAGAACUUGGAGCAUGACAUCACCUACAUCCAAAGAGAGUUUGCGUUCAUUUCUGCCGCCAUUCAGCAAGACGAUGACUGUCGCUGGAGGAGUGGCCGCAGGACUGACCAGGUGCAGAGAGCCUGGAUCCAAAUUAUACGCGACUUGGCGCACGCCAUCGAAGACUGCAUCGACCGCUUCACGCCCCGCGUGGCGAUAUCCAAUAAGUCGCCAAUUCAGAAGUUGAAGACAAGGAAGGCCCGUAAUGAGUUUGCCGAGGCAAUCGGCAAGCUCAAGAAGAUAUCAAAGGAGUCAUCCAAGCUGAGAACAACUUAUGGUACUUCCACCUCCUCCUCAGCUUCGUCGUCGCCAAUGGCAUCUGAGACGAUAGAGAUUGAGACGAAUGACUUCCAUUCUGCUAACAGCCCUGUGGGUAUGGACGCACAACGGGAUGAGCUUCUGGAGCUGAUCCAGCAGGAGCAGCAGCAACUCAAGGUGAUCUCCAUUGUUGGCUUCGGUGGCAUAGGCAAGACUCUCCUUGCCAGACAUGUAUAUGAGAGUAUGAGCCAAUACGAAGCGCGGGCUUGGGUUAGUGCCACGGAGCAACAACGCCCAAUGGAUGUUCUCAUUGAGAUAACCCAGAAACUUGGCAUCACCACAUCCAUUGAUGGCGGAGGUCGUUCCAGCAACCCCUGCGAACUCCUAAGAUCUCACCUUGGGACCAAGAGGUUCUUCAUUGUAAUUGAUGAUGUACGGACAGAAUUUUGGCACGCUAUAAAAUAUGCCUUUGAGGGGUUGAGCGGCAGAGUUAUAGUGACGACAGCCAUUCAGUCAGUAGCAAAUGCAUGCAGCAGCUCUGCUCAUAGUCAUGUGUACAUAAUGAGAACUCUUACCGAGACAUACUCAAGAAGGUUAUUCUACAAGGAAUCUUUGGGCCAAGAUGACGAUCGGGAGGAUCAGCUUGGCUCAGAAGCGCUGCAGAAGUGUGACGGUCUACCCCUUGCUCUUGUUACCACUGCCCGGUACUUGCAAAGCACAGAUAGUCCGACACGGGAAAACUGGGCAAAAUUGUGCCACAACCUUGGAGCACAUCUGGAAACAAAUGAGAUGUUAGCAAGACUUAAGCAUGUGCUUGUUCAUAGCUAUACCAGCCUUGUUAAACAUGAUCUCAAGACAUGUCUGCUAUAUUUAGGUAUCUACCCAAGUGGUCGUAAGGUCAGGAGAAGAAGCCUGAUAAGGAAAUGGUUAGCUGAAGGGUUUAUCCAAGGUGAUUAUAUAUGUAGCGCCUUGGAUGCCGCUAUCGGCAAUUUCAAUGAGCUGGUCAACCGGAGUAUCAUCCAACCUACAGAUCAAGGUGCCAGCAGGAGCAAAAACAGCACAGAGGUGAAGACAUACCAUACUCACGGCAUGAUGCUUGAGUUCAUCGUGCACAUGUCCAAGUGUGAAAACUUCAUUACAUUGUUAUAUGAUCAGCUGGCUCGCCCAACCCCAACCAGCAAAAUCCGCUGGCUUUCUGUGCAUGAUGCAAGUGCCAGCGUAGCAGCCAAUGAUCUAUCUCUUGUCCGGUCUCUGACAGUCUUUGGCAGUGCGCACAAAUCUGUCUUAGAUUUUUCAAAGUAUGAACUGCUGCGAGUUCUGGAUCUAGAAGAAUGCGGUAACCAGUUGGAGGACAAGCAUCUCAAAGAGAUAUGCAGGAACCUGUUGUUGCUCAGGUAUCUAAGCCUCGGGUCCGCUGUUAAGGCACUUCCAAAGGAGAUCAAGAAGCUUCGAUUCUUGGAGACACUAGAUGUAAGAAGAACACAAAUAGAGAUUCUGCCCACUGAAGUCAUUAAGCUUCCAUGCCUGAUUCAUCUGCUUGGAAAGUUCAAACUGCAACAUGGUGUAGGAGGCCGGAAAAUGCUCAAGCUACAGACUUGGUUCUCAGAGAGUAGCAAAUUGGAAACUGUGGCAGGAUUUGUUGUGGACAGCAACAACAAUAGCCAAGGAUUUGAACAGCUCAUGGAGCAUAUGAAACACUUGACAAAGGUGAAAAUAUGGUACAAGCAAUCCACUAAUAGUAUUACGGAUCCCAUUGCAAGGCGCCGAUACUUGAGUUGUCUAUCUGACGCCAUUAAAGGGUUUAUCAAGAGAAGCACCGACUUGAAAAAAGCUCAUUCACUCUCACUGAAUUUCGCUGAUGGAUGUUUUCAAGACUUGCUGAAUUUCUCCCUGGAAAAACAAGAUUCCUCGCCAAGCUGCUAUCUUAGCUCACUGAAGCUACAUGGGAACUAUAUAUGCAGCCUGCCUCCAUUUAUUACAAUGCUGGGCAGUCUCACAAAACUGUGCCUUUCAUUCCCACAUUAUCAGCUGACCAGGGAUAUUCUUGCUGCCCUGAGCAGAGUGCGCUGCUUGGCGUACCUGAAGUUGAUCGCAUCUCAACUGGACAAGCUUGUCAUCUUAGAAGGUGCACUCGAAAGCCUGAGACACCUAUGCAUCGUGGUGGAAGUCAUGACUGAGCUGGAAGUCGAAGAGGGAGCUCUGCCGCUCCUUGAGUCGCUCUACCUACUGUGUAAGGAUAUAAAUGGAUUUAGAGGCACAAUGAUCCAAUCCCUGCGACGUAUUAAGGAGGUCACCCUCCAUGAUGGAGUAAGCGAUGAAACAAAACACGAGUGGAAAGAAGCAGCAAAAAAGCACCCCAGACAUCCCAAGCUCUUGUUUGUUAAGACAGCUGAAGAUAUUCAUAUGGGAAGUGAACCUGCAGACAAUUCUGAGAGCACAGCGGCACCAACUACUAGUACGACAUUAUCAGUGACAGUGCCCCAUGAUGCCAUUUCUACUGGACAAUCUGUUGAUGGCGAUGAUCUGCAAAGUUAUGAUGAUGAGAAAGAAGACAUGUAUAUUGAUAUCAUAGAGGAUUUUGCUAGCAAAACUUGUCUGGACCCUCUUAUAAACAAGGAAAAAUUGGAACAGGAGAUGGAAGGAGAAGUAGGUUUAAAGAAUCAGCAGAUUGAAGAUGUCAUUCGGUCUACUCAUCAGGCUGAUCAAAAUGGUGUACUUUUGGUGAUGAGUGAGAACACAAGAAAGAGGGCAAGGUUGGAUAUUGCUGAAGACAACUUAAUGGACAAGGUUGUUGAUAGGGUGAAGCGCAAGAAGCCACAGGAUGUCCCAGGUAAUUUACAAGUUCCCUCUUAG
This is a messenger RNA of Triticum aestivum (bread wheat), 3974 nucleotides long. RefSeq names its product disease resistance protein RGA4. Bases 741 to 3974 code for a protein of 1077 amino acids. Lineage: Eukaryota; Viridiplantae; Streptophyta; Magnoliopsida; Poales; Poaceae. The record is from RefSeq and is a predicted model, not a curated record. Gene Ontology annotation, biological process: defense response to other organism. Gene Ontology annotation, molecular function: ADP binding. The transcript has 3 exons.